UGAAAGGUUGAGUGACCCCGGGGAGGCGGCGCGGAAGGCGGGCGCGCUGUGAUGUGUACUUUCGCUUUUACUUUCUCUCUCCGCAGACUUUCUUUCCAUCGAAGCUGGUGAGGGCGGUCGGCUUGGAAUCCAGUGCAUGGAUACUUGGGUGAAGGUGGCGGGAGCGGCGCGACUGUAGGUGAGCGGCGGGCGGGGCCGGGUGCGACAUGGCCGGCGGCGCGCAGCAGUUCUGCCUCAAAUGGAACAACUACCACGUCAACAUCGCCAGCUCGUUCGACUCUCUGCGCGUCGACGAGGACUUUGUGGACGUGACGCUGGCCUGCAGCGGCUGCCAGCUCAAGGCGCACCGCAUGGUCCUCUCCGCGUGCAGCCCCUUCUUCCGGCAACUGCUCAAGUCCAACCCCCACCCGCACCCGAUCGUGAUCCUGCGCGACGUCAGCCAGUACAACAUGGAGCUGCUGCUGGACUUCAUGUAUCACGGCCAGGUGAACGUGGCACAGGAGCAGCUGCCCGAGUUCCUCAAGGUCGCCGAGCUGCUCAAGGUCAAGGGUCUGGCUGACGAGAAACGCGAGGAGGCGGUACGCGCCGGGCCCAAUGGUCAGCCGAGCGGCGUACGGACACCAUCCUCGUCGCCCGCGCCGCCGCCCUCACAACCCACCGCGCCAGCCCCCGACGAGUCUCCGCCACCGCCCGCCAAACGCCACCGUCCGCUGCCGCUGCCGGGACUGCUGCACCACCCGCCGCCGCCGGCGGCAGCCGCCCCCGCCCCCGCCCCCGCCGCGCCGCCGCCGCCGCCGCCCGGCGCGGGGUACGUGGAGCAGGCGCCCGUGAAGCGGGAGCCCGUGGAUACGGAGCUGGGGGAGUACGGCGCUCAGGAGGCGCACGGCACCCCGCCGCGCUCGGGCGGCGGCGGCGACGAGCGGCUGCGGGCGCUCCACCCGACCGGCCUCUCCCCGGAGGCCGGUCGGGUGGAGGUGCCGGCAGAGGUGGCGAUGGAGGAGGCCGAACAGCCGCUGCCGCCAGAGGCCAGCCGAGCGCAACCCGUCGGUCCCGGGCCGUCAACAGGGCCUCACGAAGCCAGCACCGACCCUCUGAGUCGGAUGCUGAUUUGUCCCUAUUGCCCCCACCUGUCCAGCAACUACGGGAAGCUCAAGGCGCACAUCGGCAAGGUGCACUUCCCGGUGCCGGUCACCUGCGCCGACUGUGGCAAGGUCUGCAAGAACAAGUACGCGCUGCAGGUGCACAAGAGCAAGUACCACCGCCGUAGCUGGCGACUGGCGGGGCCGCCGGGCAUCUACGGACCGCCGCCGGCCGGCUCGCCCGUCUCGCUGUGGCCCGAGCCGCCACUGGACGGCCCGCAGCUGGCGCGCCCGCCGCCACCGCCCCCGCCCCCGCCCACGCACGGCGACGGCGCCAAGAUGCUGGUGGGCGUAACGACCAGCGAGCCCCGCGGCGGCUUCAUGAGCUCGCGGCCGCCGCCGCCGGCCGCUGUGGCCCUGGAUGAGGAGGACAGCGGGUAGGCGGAACUGAGAGUCGCGCGGCAAGCCUGACCAACGGGCGGAGCUGGGAGAGAGGCGGGUCGCCGUCUGCUCGGGCGAGGGAGACUCGCGAAGGCCUCACGAGGGGAGAUUCGCGGCAACGCACAGUCAAGGAAGGUGCAAACGCUUCUGUGGUGCUGCUCGCGCUUUUGCGUUUUAGAGCGUCCUUGUCGAGUUGUAUGCAAUGCAGAGACUCUGUGGAGUAGUAGGUAAAAGUACGUAUAUUUGUAGUCAUGCGUUCUUUGUCGCUAAACGAAGGCGAAAGUGAAUCUACAAGCAGAUAGGUAUUUAUUUUUGUAGGGGACUGACGUCGUGAUUGUCGUUCCCUUCCCCUCAGCGUGUACGGGUCUAACCAGCUAGGUUUUGUAUGUGCCUUAUCACGCGCCUCCUCGUUUGUCGGGUUGUCGGGUGGUGUGAUUUGCCCUGGUGCUGUCCUUGCUGGGUCGUGCAGCGUGGCUGCUAUAUUCUACUGAGUCUGUAGCCGAGUACAGUUGUUCGUGUCGUGUGACAAAUCUGCAGCUCAAUUCACCGGACUGCAAAGCCGCAAGAUGACCUCGUUAUUACCACUUUGGCCGUUUGAGCAAACAGCUUGUAUUUUUAUGUUCAUUUUACUUAAGUUGGUAUUAUGUUUACCAGGAAUCGGAUCCUGUCGAAAUACCUCCAUGCGCAGUUACCGAGUAGUGAUUGACGUACCCACAUGUAGCAUAUUUACCCCCGCAGCCCCCGCCUGCGGUUCGGGUUGAUAACCCGAGAGACAGUCUCGACCGAAACGCUUGCCUCAUUGCUACUGGUACAGGUGUAUGAAUGUUUGUCAUGUGUGUCUGCGUGUCUUUCCUCCGUGUUAAACUGAAGUUACCAGCCGUGCUCACGCGCUCCGGCGCCCUGCAAGUGUCGUACAACGCUGCACGCUCAGUGGCGGCAGUCCAGUAUACUCAUCCGUUGUGUUCCGUUUGGCCGCCGCGUGGCACGUGGCACACGUUCAGCCACGUGUCGAAUCGCACUGCCGCGAGGGUGCACGAUGUGUUUGAUGUCGCUCGAGCGGGUAGUCAAACGGUGUGAUGAUGCGUUGUAGGUUAGCUGACUAAGAAGUCCUAGAAUGGCGUGUAGCGAAGUCGAUGGCGCCCGAUACCUCUGAUGUGUUGCGGGACCUGGGGCCUGCGGGCCUAUGUUUGUUGCGGGACCUGUGAACGGUAGUGAGUGACGUCUUCCAGAGAGCUGGGGGCAGGCGCAGGCCGGUGGCGUGCCCGGAUCGAGGGAACGGGUACCGGAGCAGGAGUUCGCCCCUCGCAGUUCUGACCCUCUGCUUAUUCAUGCCGCGGAACUCACUUUGAAACAUCUGAUGCUCUUGACAUUUGCAUCGCGAGACAAGGACCACGGUUUUGGCAAACAUUUUGAAAGCUGCGUCUUCCAUUUAAAAUGGUAUCUUUACAAGCAUACGAAAACCCAAUUCCGUGUUGCGGGAGCCGUUCGAUUGUAAUGUUCCCAGCGCGGAUGAUCAAAUGGCGAACCUGAGGGGAUCCUGCCUCCGGUGUCCUUGCCCUUCGAUCCGCGCACAUGCCGCCUGAUUGGUGACGCUAGGUGUAGUGGCCUGGGCCGUGUAGGCGCUUUGGUGGAAGUCUUUCUGAAGUGCGCAAAUACAGAUGCUGAGAGUUUUG
Amphibalanus amphitrite is the source of this 3193-nucleotide messenger RNA. Its product is annotated as broad-complex core protein isoforms 1/2/3/4/5-like. Gene Ontology annotation, molecular function: protein binding. The coding region runs from base 207 to 1520 and encodes 437 amino acids. The record is from RefSeq and is a predicted model, not a curated record. The transcript is spliced from 6 exons. NCBI's taxonomy places the organism in Eukaryota, Metazoa, Arthropoda, Thecostraca, Balanomorpha, Balanidae. Gene Ontology annotation, biological process: regulation of transcription by RNA polymerase II. Gene Ontology annotation, cellular component: nucleus.